Molecule: messenger RNA, 2916 nt
Organism: Coregonus clupeaformis (lake whitefish)
Lineage: Eukaryota; Metazoa; Chordata; Actinopteri; Salmoniformes; Salmonidae
Exons: 6
Coding region: 66-2849 (927 amino acids)
Source: RefSeq, a predicted model, not a curated record
UUUCAAUCAGUGUGUUGUUAGGCAAUGCAAGUUGAUCUAUUGUUUUGGUGGUGAUCAGUUUAGUUAUGGCAGCAAAGCCGUUUGAAAAUGGGCCGCAUGGUCAACAUGCGGUAGCAAGGCCCCUUGGGCCACGCCAGCCAGUUCCUCAGCCCAACCCUGAUACACGGCACCCAGUGCAUGGACCCCAAGGACCAGGGCCCCAUCUGACCGAACAUCCGCCCCAUCGUGUGCACCAGCCUCGACCCUACUUCUACGUGCAGCCUAUGCAGCCCCCUCCUCCUCCCCUCUACCACUACCAGUGGCCAAUGCCCUACAACCCAUACUCUGGCUUUCCAGGGAUGGGUUACGGUAUGCCGGGUAUGGUUAUGCCACCGUUCCCUCCCCACCCAUACAUGGAGGCUCCGGGUUAUUUUCUUCCACAUGCCCAGCUGCACCCUGCGGAGUACAGACGAUACCAGUUCCCUCCUGCUGCCAUGGUCUACCAGAACCACAACAAUAGGUCGAGAACGUUUUACCAGAACACCACACCCAGAGAGACUGUCAACUCCGAAGUACAGACUGAACCACCACCUGAAGCGGAGAAAGACUGUGCCCCCUCGGCUGCCCCUCUGGCUGGGUCAGACUCUGGAAGAGGCACCGACUCUACCAACUCCACCACCCCAUCCUCGCCAAGCUCCAAUGCAGAGAAACAGAGAUGCCCAGAGGAAGAACCUAAUUCCCCCAUUGCCUCCAAAACUGGAUUCCAGGGGAUGGUGAGGGGCCAGGGUACUGGCACAGACCCACCUGCAGGAACGAAGACCAUCCACUCACGUAGGACCUCCAUAGAGGAACUGGGGAAGCCCGUCCAUGGUGGAGGCCACCUAGUGCAUCAUGUGUGGUCAGUCUGCUCUGCCGAUGGCAUGGUCCCGAUGUGUAGCUCCUCUGACCAGGAGGAUGAGGUUAUCAUGGCUGAGAGGCGUGUGUCCUCCUCCUUCCCAGAUGUGUUGAUGGGUGGAGGGUCGCCAUCUUCCAAAAUGGAGGGGGCACCCAAAUGUGGUCAGACUCUCACCCAAGAAAUGACACAUGAGAAUACCACAGAGGGCUACAACGUGGUCAUGACAGGAAGCUGUGAAGGCUUUCCGAACUUAGAGAAUGGUCACUACAAAAUACUGAAGCUACCUUUUAUCUUUCAUGACUUGAUGACUGAGUCAAAGGUGAAUGAGUCUGUGCGGUCAAUGGAGUCAAUGGCACCAUAUGUCCCUUCUACAGAGUGGCUGAUACAGAAUGAACUGAUGGAGCCAGAAGAUGUGGCACAGGAGUCGUCUGAGAAAGUGUCAGAUGAUCAAAGCCAGAUGUCAUUUCAUUAUAGGCAGGUACCGGAAAAGUUGAAUGAGUCAGUAUGGUCAGUGCAGUCUUUGGCCCCGUAUAUCCCCUCCAAAGAAUUGCUGGUAGAGAAAAAAUCUGAUCCUGCUAACGUCAGUCAAGGCCUCCGAGCCAGUCAGGUCAUGGCUAUAACAGAGAGGAGGAGAAGUCGGAGGUUUUCGCUGACUUUAGAAAACUUGAAAGAGGCUGAGAAAAUGUCUGACGAGAAUGCUACUCCAUGCCAGGAGUCAUUCCAUUAUAGCCAAAUACAGAGAAAGGCUAAUGAGUCUGUUUGGUCAGUGCAGUCUUUGGCGCCGUAUGUCCCCUCCAGAGAGUGGCUAAUACAAAAUGAGGUUCUGGAUCCUGAAGAGGAGACUGAGAAAGAAUCUGAUGUGAAUGUCAGUCAAGGCCUCACAGCCACCCAGGUGUUGGCUAUAACCGAGAGGAGGAGAAGUCAAAGGUUGUCCCUGUCAUCGGUAGACUCUCUUCCCCCUUAUGUUCCCUCUUCCUGUUGGCUGGCCGACAUGGGAAAUGUGUACUACUAUAGCAAGCUCCCGCUAGGAUCUGAAGAGAAUAAGCACGUUAUCCGCACGCCAAUGGAUAAAUUCACCCCAUCAAAGGGGCCAAACAUGAACUCCGAAUCUCUGCCCAGCAGCAAAAGGGAGAGCAAACUUCGACGCAACCUACACAUGGAGCCUGUGGAAAUAGCCAAUGUGGAUGGUUCACCUAUUCUGCUCUCAAGCAAAAGUGCAAUGAUCCCAAGUCUUGAAGGAUCAUUGAAUAGCACUCAAGGGUCACUGAAACCCAAGGCUCAAUGUAGCCCAAAUCUGAAGGCUCAGGAAAUUACAGAGCACAGGGCCCAGAGCCCUCCCUGCUCUCCAGAUGACCCUGAAACAUAUGCCUCCAAAUGUAUGGCAGGAGACAAAGAGUCUGUUUACAGUUGUCCAGGUCCCUGCAACCAGGAAAUGGAGACUGAAGAGAAGGAGCCUGCUGUACCCAGUCGACAGGGCUGUGAGCAGCUGAUCACAGAUGUUAGGAUGCUAACGGCUCCUUCCUCAAACAGACACUUCAAGGUGUGUGGUCUGAAGUGUUCAAAGCUACAGGAGAGGAACUGCUCCUGUCAGGAGCCAAAGCUAAACGUAGGGAGUUUCAGGAAGAGCCCCACAGGCAGACUGAAUGAGGGAAAUGUGGCCCCUGAUCUCCUCAAGCCUCAGGAGCAGCAGUGUCACAUUUCACAGAAUCAGAAACGACAGAUUGAUUCCAGGAGAGCAAACAAGGCCAGGCCUAGUCAUGAAUCUGGUGAAAAUGGAUAUGGCCCAAACAAUAACUCAAAGAAACGGAGACCAUGGCAAAAUGGACCACCGGAUGGAACACAGGCACAGACUAACCCAUCAAACUCCUUUGGACAGCGGAACACCCAGAGGAAUGGCUACCAAGAACCCUGUAAUGGGUAUUAUGGCAGAUCUGGAAAAACAAGAGGAGCAAAUGGAAAAAACCCAAGGUACUGACUGACCAGACUGUCACCAAGUGACUAAGACAUUUUAAUAACCCUAUUUAUAGGCCUACCUCAAACAA